Ylistrum balloti is the source of this 756-nucleotide messenger RNA. RefSeq lists its product as uncharacterized. The transcript has 4 exons. Lineage: Eukaryota; Metazoa; Mollusca; Bivalvia; Pectinida; Pectinidae. The record is from RefSeq and is a predicted model, not a curated record. Bases 1 to 756 code for a protein of 251 amino acids.
AUGAAUCCAUAUAUAUUUUGGUUUGUGUGUAUCCUCAAUAUUUGGGGGUCUCGUGCAGCACCAUAUAUAGAUCCUUACGUAAAUCCGGACAGAUCAGGUUUUAAGCCCGGGGUUGACCUCAACCCUGGGACGGAAUUUAACAUGGGCAACUGGACUGCUGACUAUAACAUGACUUUUGAUAAUGACAUCUCAUCACCUGUGGAAUUCGACAGGAAAAUUCCGGGACAGACCGUUACUCUAACAGAAGAUAGAGAGAUGGAUAUUUUCCUAUUCAAGCCAACCGAUGAGGAUGUCUGUUACAUCAAAGACUUGGCUGAUUUUGAGGAUGAUGUCAAUCAGGUACCUAUAACCAGAAAGCAAGACGAUGGUAAUAACACAAAGGAAAAUUCAAUCCCAGAACAAAUCAAUUUAUCACUUCCGGAAAAAUGCCGAUCUCUUCCCGUCAAAUGGUUGGACGAGUUUUACCGUAACAACAGUAUCCGGCCCAACAAUCCAGAUAUAAUAAAGUCUCUUCGACGCUUUCCCGGUCACAAGCGAUUUUGCACUUUUGAGUCUCAGACGGUGCGAACUCAGACUUGCUAUUGCUGGUCCUGCGGAAACGCAUCAAUCGAAAAUAAAACAAUGGUAUGUCUGCGCGCCUUGCAAAUCAACAGCCGCCUCAACUGUAAGAAGGAGAUCACGAACUACCAUUCGGAUAAAGAAUACUUCGUGUUGGAAAAAGAUUUUAACGAUCAAAUAAUGACGUCAUCACAGUGA